CCCGCUGCCGCCCUCUGAUUGCCGCCUUCAGCUGUCGAUCGCCGCCGGAAGGUGUGAAAGCAUCAUGUCUGCAAAUGAACAUUUAUCAAGUAACCCGUCAGAAUGCAAUAGUGUACUGGAUUUACCAGCUACAUUUAGCUUAGCAGUUGAAGAUGGUCGGUUAAUGUCUGAUGAAGAUACUGAUGGAUGUACUUCCGAGUCAACUGUUGAUCCUUUAUUCUCAAUGAAACCUACAAUAAAUACAGAUUCAGACCAUCCAAAUUGUGAAGAGGGCACUGCCUCAGUUGAAGAUGCAGAGUUGCAGCGUGGCAAUGAAGAUAACCAGCAAUGUAUUGGCAUCACACAAAUUAUGGAAGAUUUUUUUAAGGGCGCAGAACAACGGAAGUCUUUGGAGUCUAACCCUCUCUCGGAGAAAAUUGCACAUCUGUUGACCUCAAGAAUUUCACAAUUGAAACAAGAGCCGGGUGGCCAGUAUCUCCUUCGAAGCUUUCAAAUGGCGCUGGUCCUGUGUCACACACAGGGUCCUGACAUUUUCAAGCAAGGGAAUGUUACCAAUGAGCAUUUCUGCUCCUCGGUCAAUUUUGCUCGUCAUUCCGCCGAAUUCCACCCUUUGCCAGGACUCUCACAGGACGUUGUCAGUUUUAUACAACAGGAGAUUUCAAAGUGAAGAACUACGCACGGUUUAAACACCGGCCAGAUGCAGAAAUCCAACUUUUAUUAGGAGAAGAUUGACACAAAAAGCUGGAGUAACUCAGUGGGACAGGCAGCAUCUCUGGAGAAAAGGAAUGGGUGACGUUUCGGGUUGAGACCCUUCUUCACAACCUUUAUAAUAAAGUUAUCAGUUGUUGCUUCGCCAAUUUGAUAGAGAUUUUUGAUUUUGACAACUUUUCCAAGAGGAUUACCGAUGAUGGUAGUCCAGUAGAUGUUCUCUCCACGGACGUUACCAAGGCCUUGCACAAGGUUCCACAAGGUCAAGCAGGCAAGUUUGGAGGUUAGGUUACCUGAGAUCCAGGGUUAGCAUUAUCUACUUGUAUUCCCAUUAACCUAACAGAAGAGAGCUUAAAUAUUUGGCUCUACUACAAACAAGUGUGGUAUUAAGACUUACAUUUUAUAUUAUUUGACUAAUUUCAUUGAAAAACAUCUGAAAUCAUUAGUAUGGAUAAGUACGGAUGUUAGAGGUUAUGGGGUGAAGGCAGGAGAAUGGGGUUAAGAGGGAAAGAUAGAUCAGCCAUGAUUGAAUGGCAGAGUAGACUUGAUGGGCCGAAUAGCCUAAUUCUGCUCCUAUCACUUAUGAAUGUAUGAAUCGCCAUUUUGUGAGUUUAUCCUAACUGCAAUUUAAAUGAUUCAUGAGAAGAAACAAGGAACUGCAGAUGCUGGUUUACAAAAAAAAGACAAAGUGCUUGAGUAACUCUGUGGGUCAUGCAGCAUCUCUGGAGAACAUGGAUAGAUGACAUUUUGGGUUGGGACCCUUCUUCAGACGUAUAUGUGACUUUGUUUUGUGACUGUGGAACAAUUGCUAUGAAAAUGGAAGCCCAUUUCUUUGAUUGCACAGUUACCUUUUCAAUAAAACAAGCAAAACCGGAUCUGCUAGUUAAUGAAUGUGGCAACUGGAGUGAAAGGUCGGAUCCACCAACAAUAAUGAUGAUCAGUUGGCCAUUUGUAAGUGGAAAGUGCGACAAGGUAUAAGAUUUCCAUUGAACUGGAAUUCCAUGCAUUAUCCAAAAUUAGUGAACAUUUGUUGUACUUAUAAUAUUGUUGAAGAAAAUACAGUGCUUAAUCUAUUAAUAGAUGUGUUAACCAUGCUUCAAAAUAUGAAGAAAAGUUGGAUUAUGAAAAAUUGGAUUAUCAACCAAGUUCUUUUUUAAUCAUAUGCUGUUGUAUCAAAGAACAUGGAUGCUCCUUUUUUUGCUUUUAUUAAUAUUGAUGAGAAGGGAAGAAAUUGCAGGGGCUCUGACAGGGAUACUUUCAUCAUCUUCAGUCCCUGGAAAGGUAUUGGAAAAUUGGAGGGUGGCUAAUGUGUCCACUGAGUCCAUGGCGACGAUCGAUGAUCCUUUCACACAGUAAUGUUAUCCCACAUCGCAUCCACUCCCUACACACUCGGAGGGCAAUUUACAGAGGAAAAUUAACCUACAAACUCACACUUCUUUGAGAUGUGGGAGGAACAGCCGCAUUUUCACAUCCAUUAUAUCCUGCUGUUCCUGUGCUGACAAAAUUUAAAAUUCCCUGCAGUAGAACCAUUCAUCGAGAUGUCCAAAGGCAAUACAGUUGAUAACUUUAUUCCUUCUCCGUCUCAGUCGAGGCACCUCUCGUCUCUCUCCUAAUUAGCACAGCUAAAGAUUUAAAACAUGGCAUGGUGAAAUGAGAGCUACUAAAUCCAUAUUCUACCACAGUGAGUUGAAGCUUCAAUCGCCACGGGCCCUGGCACCAGAUCUGGGAGAUAAACUAACAACAGGCCAUGUGUCUUGAGUAAAACAUUGUAAAACAUGGAAUAUUGUUCUCAAUCCAGCUGCAAAGAUGUAUGUAUAAUGCUUGUUUUGAUUUUCUUUUACGGGGUUGUAAAUCUUGCACCCAUAAUUAAAAAUUAAGUGCUGAAGUUUU
This is a messenger RNA of Amblyraja radiata (thorny skate), 2598 nucleotides long. Its product is annotated as shieldin complex subunit 1. The coding region runs from base 65 to 667 and encodes 200 amino acids. The transcript has 3 exons. The record is from RefSeq and is a predicted model, not a curated record. NCBI's taxonomy places the organism in Eukaryota, Metazoa, Chordata, Chondrichthyes, Rajiformes, Rajidae. Gene Ontology annotation, biological process: regulation of double-strand break repair via nonhomologous end joining.